CGAUUUCGACCGCGACAUAACAUUGAUCGACCGCAGAUAUUAUACCAGUUCAUUUGAACAAAUUUCAUGACCCCAUACCAAAACUUCAUAAGUAAACUAAGUUAGAUCUAUAGGCUAGACCUCUAGUGUUUCUUACUUAGCAUGGCCGACGAACAAACGCUAGCUCAGACAGCAAAAGCAGGCGGAGACACAAUAUUUGGCAAGAUUAUACGAAAGGAAAUCCCUGCAGAUAUUUUAUAUGAAGAUGAUACGACUAUAGCCUUCAAGGAUGUCAAUCCUACGGCCCCUGUUCAUUUCCUGGUGAUCCCUAAGAAGCCUAUUUCAGGCAUCUCAGCUGUAGAGAAGGAUGACGUACAGAUCCUUGGUGAGCUGAUGUACACAGCGAAGAAGGUUGCACAGGAACAAGGACUGACCAACGGAUAUCGGCUAGUGGUCAAUGAUGGUAAAGAUGGCUGCCAAUCUGUCUACCACAUUCAUAUCCAUGUCAUAGGUGGCAAGCAACUGUCCUGGCCUCCUGGCACUGAGGUACCAGUAGCAUGUUUGUGACUCAAGACAGUGUGAUGGCUCGAGGAUGAAGGAUGCUGCUUGGUUUAUCAGAUUGUUCAGUGAGCUGUUGGCAGAUAUAGGUGUUGAAAAAUGUUGUCCAAACUUGUCAUUUGAAGUUGUAAUUUAUUGUAAGUGAUUGUAUUAAAUAUUGCCCAUUUAAAGUGUACCUAUCACCCAAACCUGUUAUGCUCUUGAUGUAAGGGUUCCAUGUGGCUAUACCGUUUUCAAAAUUCUACCUUCAAAUAUUACUUCUACAAAGAGAUAUGUAAUUUAAAAGUGAACAGCAAUACGUCUUGUUGAGUAGACGAGUUAAUGCACAUGUACCGGUAUACACUGGGACUAAGGUUCAUUGCGAGCCCUUUACCCAAGGUUUCAUGUUAUCCUUUAUUUUUUCUUCAUACUCCUCAACAGUUUAAGUCUGUUAAUUUUGGAAAGGUAGCUCUGGUACUGAAUGAUUACCGGUGUAAUUGUGAAUUGAUUAAGUAAAGUCCUGCACAAAGUAUAUCAAACUAAAGAAAAUGAAAAAUGCUUGUCUAGAUUGCAUUAGGCUGAGGGACGACGGGUAUUAUGAAAUUGUAUAAUUAAUGCAUAAACUUGGGGGUGAGAUAUUCAUAAUUUCAGCAAAUUUCUACAGAAUUUAAGUUAGCUGCAAAAGGGAUACAAAACCUUUAAAGGGCUGAAUUUCAACAUUAAUUGGUUCCUUAAUGGCCAUAUGGUUAUCUCAAAUUUAUAAUAUUCCUUACCUUAUAAAAAAUAAUGUCUUAAAGCUUAUCUGUACUAGUUUAUAGGAGGGAUUAGACCACCCUGCAAGGUUACUGGACAUGUGGUUAUCUCAUUAACUUGGCUCUCAAUUAGCUACAAGUAGCUAUAAGUAGGACAGUGUGGCUUUAUAUGUAUGAGAUUAACCUGAAAAUGAGCUUGUCUCUCCCUGUCUCUCUAUCUUGCUCCUUUACCCCGCUCUGUAUAUUCCUGCCCUCUUUAUAUUAUAUUUCUACUUCUUGAUCUCUUUCUUUAUGCAAUGUUUUUCAUAUUCCAACAAUGUGACUGCAUUUAAUAUAUGUGAUAAUCAAACGGGCAUUACCAGUAUUUAAAGCACAUUAUAGGAUGUAUCCUUUAUUUAAAUCAUUGAAACAUUUUAUUGCACAUUAUUUAUAAAAAGAAUGAAAUUUGCUCUUUAAGUGUAUAUAUAUUUAAAAGAACCAGAGGACAAUUUUCUUCACUUUAUCUACUGCUUUUAGUUCUUGUUCAACACUUUGUGAUAACCAACUAAUCAGUCUGAUACACAAGACACCACGUUUUUUUCAAAAGAAAUAAUUUUUAUAAACUUAAUGUGUUUUAAUAAUUCAUACAGUAAUAAUGCAACAUAUCAAUGAGAGUAUUUUUUUAUUAAUGAAAAUAUUAGAGAGAUUGGGCAUAAAAAAAAAAGAGUAGAGGUGGACAAUGUGAACAUUUUGCAGAGUCAGAUUGCGCCUCUGAAAGGGUCCUUGACCAUCAAAGGUUGUAUAUUUAAAUACCCAUGGAAUGGAAAACUACAAUCAUACUUGCUACCCCCGUCACUACAUCCCAAAAUAAUCACAUCAUGUUAGAAAAUCUAUCAAACACUUUUAAUCAAUGCAGUAUAGAGGAAAAACGUACCAAAAAGUUGCAGUAACAUUAUUUGUCUAUGUACAAAUUAACAUGAAAUGUAAUUAUUCAUUCAGUACACAUCCAUCUUAUUAAAUUUUUAGUUCACAGAUUUCCACAUUCUUAUCUUGGCAGUUCCUAUUUCAAUUUGCGUGUAAUAAUUACAUGACGGCUAAUAAAAUGAUGCCACCUGCUUGAAUCAUCAAAUUCUCAAUAUUAAGCUCAGCGAGAGAAUCUUUUAUGAUGCAUGUAUAAGAUCUCAGAGAAAAUAUACUUUUUGAAUUGUCAAUGAAGCCCCAACAAAAUUCACUGUCAAGAAUAAAAUUGCCAAUAGCUGCACAGGCAGGGCUGAGAUAAAAUACAAUCUAUCCAUCACGUUGUCUAUCUUGAGUGAUAUAAGUAACACCCUUCUUGCACUCAGGAGACAAUAUCAUAAACUGGUUGCCUGGCAUGUUUCUUUUGCUGUCUGAUAGAGGACAAUUCAAAUUACCAAUGCAUGAGAAAGACCUUGAUUAGCUUUGAGUAUUGAUUACAGCUGUUGAACGAUUAAAAUUCAAUGUAAUAAGAAUCUGACAACAUGGAAGAAAAUGUGACAUCUACAUUUUCAGCCAGCCAUCAACAAAGCUAUCAGUUUUCCCCUUGAUGUCUUCCUAAAUACUGUACUUGCGUAUAUAACCUAUUAAAGAAGAGUCCAAGAAUAAAAUAUAUUUUGAAAUGAAAUACUGAUGAGGAUUCAACUGUACACACCCCAAUACACUUUCAAAAUAACCUAAACUUCACUUCAAAUGCAAAAUAUGAUUAUCAAUUUAUCAAGCCUGAUCUGUGAAAAAAUGCUUCAUUAGAAUGCCCUCUUUGAGAGUUACAUGUACACCUUUUUGAUGUCAACUAGAAUAGUCAUAUUUCGUUAAAUUUCUUCAGAUCAUUGAUGGUAGUUACUGCCACUGAAUCAUUCGCACUACAUUCCGACACCAAGCAGUAUUAAGAAAUCUGUAAAUAAA
Messenger RNA from Strongylocentrotus purpuratus (purple sea urchin), 3167 nucleotides. It is a transcript of the gene hint1, whose product is annotated as histidine triad nucleotide-binding protein 1. The transcript has 4 exons. Lineage: Eukaryota; Metazoa; Echinodermata; Echinoidea; Camarodonta; Strongylocentrotidae. Gene Ontology annotation, cellular component: cytoplasm; nucleus. Gene Ontology annotation, molecular function: hydrolase activity. The record is from RefSeq and is a predicted model, not a curated record. Gene Ontology annotation, biological process: purine ribonucleotide catabolic process. The coding region runs from base 142 to 546 and encodes 134 amino acids.